AUGGGCCGGCUAUGGGCCAGCAAGUGGACCGCAAAAAUCCCUAAUGUGCCCGCCCGAAAAAUACGAUCGCUGGCCGGCGAACCGGACUACAAGUCCGUCAACCUGACCUGGGAGGUGGAGAGCGCGGAGCAGGUGCGCCGUGUGCCGGCGAUGAGAGGAGGCCGGGGAGCGAAAAAAUCCACGGCCGCUGGGCCCACCGAGCGAGGCGCACGAUCGUUUACCGUGUUCUACUGCGAGCUACAAAACUGGGGCCCCCACCGUUGCCGCUCCAAGACGGUGAAGGACGACUCGGAGGACGACCAAAGCAAUGGCAAGCAGUACUCGCUGUUGGUGAAAAAUUUACGCAUGGCCACGAAAUACUCGUUCCACGUGAAGCCGCUGGCCGGCGCAGGUGCGCAACAGCGAGUCGAGGAGCCGCUGGCCGCUGCUGGCCCGCCGGAGGGCAACGAAAUCAAUCAGGGUCAGACGAUCGUCAUACCGACGAAGGGAUUUUCAGCACACGCCACCCAGUGCCUGCCGGACGCGUCGGAGAUUGAGGUCGAAACGGGCCCCUACUUUGGCGGGCGGAUCGCGGCCGAGAACGGUAACUGUGGCGUGCAGGGCGAUGCUCGCAGUCCCCAGGAGUCGUACAUGAUGCGGAUCGAUCACGAAAAGUGUGGCAGCAAGGUGAGCACCCGGGACCUGACGGUCGAAACGUACAUCACGGUGCAGGAGAACCUGGGCAUCCUGACGCACAGUACGCGCCGGUUCGUGGUCGUGUGCACCUUCCAGCCGGACACGCUCACGGUUCGGGCACGGUUGGCGCUGCCCGGGAAGGGUGGAGCCGCUCCGGUUCCGACGUCCGAAUGGUGGCCCGCCAACGGCCGGAAUGCCCGUGUGCGACAGUUCAAUAUGAUCGGCAAAAGUGGCCUCGUGCUGAAAGGUGUCGGUGCCGCAGAUGAUGAUGAUCUUCCGGUCGAGGACGAACCGGGCGUGCCGGCGGUUGUGCGAGAACUGCCACCGGUGGUUACGGAAAGCGGAGCGGUGCCAACGACGGCCGCAGAACGAGACUCCAACCAUCCGAUGCCGGCGAUCGCGCCAACAAAAGCCUCCGAGAGGGACGUCAAGUUUGCGCGCCUUUUCAACGGACAAGAUCAAAGUACGGACGAAGGCGUGGGUUUGAUCGAUGAGUUGGACGAGUACGAACAGCGGCAUCCGGUGCCGACCGUCGACUCGACUGCGGCCAGCUCACAGCGACGAUCGUCGGGUGGCGGCGCGUCCGGUGUUUUCGAUGGCUCGGGGUUGCUGAUCACCGCCUGUUUGGCGGUGAUACUGGUGGGUGCCCUCGUGUAUCUGCUGCAGCGAGAGUUUAAGAAACAACGCAUGAUCCACCAGCACCAGCAGAUGGAGCGGACCGCUUCGGAACGCAGGGCCGCCGCGGUCACGAUGUAGACAGAGAGAGAGCGAACGAGCGUAGCAAUUCUUCCAAACUCCUCCUUAAGAUUAGAA
Molecule: messenger RNA, 1488 nt
Organism: Anopheles bellator
Lineage: Eukaryota; Metazoa; Arthropoda; Insecta; Diptera; Culicidae
Exons: 4
Coding region: 1-1431 (476 amino acids)
Source: RefSeq, a predicted model, not a curated record